CCGCACUAGGAAGUGACGCUUUCCCUGAGUCCCGGAGAGAAAGAAACAAAGUUUGGGGCUUUUUUUUUCUUCCCCCUCCUUCUUCUUUCCCCCCCUCUUUGGUGAUUGCUGCUCCGCGUCCCCCCGUGGGCGCCCGCCGUGCCUCGCUUCGCAGAGAUUUCCCUGGCAUCCUCUUUAAAACAGAUAGCGUCUCUUCCCUGAUACCCCCAAAUCACUUGAUGCCAUCCUGACUGCGUGUUUUGAGCGCGGUGUCGGGGCCGUCUACACUGGGGCAGCGUCGGCUGAGGGAUAGGACAAGGCAUUGAGAGUGAGCCACUGACACUGUAUAAGACUUCGAAAGACCAUCAAAAUUAUGCCAAAGUUCUUGGGGACACAAUUUAAGGACCUGUAACUACGUGGACCCUGCUGACCUCUGAACCACAAAGGAUAAGAGUGAAAAGAAGUGGGAGAAGCACACAAAGAAAAAGGAAGUGGAUGCACUUUCGUCUGGACUUCUUUCCUGCCCUUUAUUGCUAAAACCGAAUGGAAAAGAGAGACUUCCGUGCCUUUCCUCCCCCAACCUCAGGGAUGGGUGGAUUGUGAAUACGGUGUGUGCAGCUAGGAGAACAGACUGAACCAUGAAUCUACAGGCUCAGCAAAAGUCUUCAAGCAAAAGGACUGGGAAACGAACUGCCUAUUUUAAUGAGCAGGAAAUAGCUGUGUCAUCAAAAGAACCACAGCAGCAGCUUAAGGAUGGACAGUACUAUGGUCACGGCGGGAAUGUACAGGUCUCCCAAGCUGUGGAGAUUUCUCAGGCAGGAGGAUUAACAAGUGCCCCCAACAAUGUUGCUUUGAUGAACUCUGUUUACAAUCAAGACAGGGGAGAAUCAAUGAUGAUGUCCCAGACGGUAACAGCUGUCAAAUGGCAAAACUCGCUAAUGGGAAACCGGUUGCCAGAGAGGGGUGACAGCCACUGGCAGUCUCCGCCUUCGAUGUGGAACCACGGUAUGGUUUUUGGGGGCAACCCAAAAGGACCCCACUCCAAUGCUGGUGCCCCAGGCUUCUAUGGCCACCCAGAUGCCCUUAAAAGAAAUCAAGAGAAAGGAGUGUUCGUGUCACAGCUGGACUUGUAUGGAGAUGCUGUCCAGCAGAUGAUGUCCCAAAAGGCUCAGCUGGAACAGCAAGCCUUGGUUAGGCAGCAAGCUCAAAUGAAUUCUUUUCACCAGAUGCAGAAACAGCAGCAGCAGAAUCAAAGUCUGCCAUUGCAGCCUUUCCAACUUGCAUUUGGUCACCAAGGCCAAAAGCAGGGUCUUCCUGAGCUGUUACAUGUCUUUCAAGAAGCCCCAGCUUCUUCCAGUCCAGCAUUUACUGCUCAACAGAAACAGCAAGCUCUUCCCCAGCUACAACUGUUUGAAAAUUUCUAUCCUCAACAGCAGCAGCAGCAACAGGCUGCCACACAAGCCUUCAGUCUGCAGCAAACUACUUCCAUAGCACAGCCUCAUGUGGCAGCUGCAGCACCUCAGCAUCAUGUGAUGGCACACCAGUUCCAGCAAACAGAGAGGAACCAGGAACUAUUCAAGGCUCUGACUGAGCAGAACCAACAGACUGUGCUACCUCAGACCCAGAUUCCCUUUCCAAGAAGGUCACGGAGACUCUCCAAAGAAGGUGUCGUGCUGACAUCUGCAGGAGAAGUGAUGGCUUCCAAGCAGGCAGAAGAACAACCUAGCAAUUUAUUUCUGCAUCACUGGCAAACACAUCAGCAAGAGGUCCCAUUACAGCAGCUGCCUGAAUCACUGGCUCACAACAAAAGUAGCUUUUCGCACCCCAAGAGGAUGGAUCUGGGGCAGAAGGAUGUCCUGGUCAAUAGUGAACUGUGCCAGAUGGAAACAGACAGGCAAGCCACAGCCCAGAAUGGUGGAGAUGGGGAGAAACAGGCGGCAGCAGCUGAAGAAAACACUCAGAGAACUAAUGAUUUUCAGGGUGUCAGAGGUGGUGUAAUCCAGAGUACACGCCGGAGACGGCGUGUUUCUCAAGAAGCCAAUUUGCUAACUUUGGCUCAAAAAGCUGUUGAGCUGGCUUCUCUUCAGAAUGUAAAGGAGCUGGAUACUUCAGAAGAGAAGAAGAGUGUGCUGAUAGCAGCUCCAGGACCUACAUCUGCAAAAAGUGUUGUGGAAUUUGCUGAUUCUUCACCAGCUCCGAAAAGAGUCCGGGAGGAUAACAGCCUCGUGCCUCUUAUCAUUCCUGUUUCUGUGCCAGUGAGAAAAAUUGACUUGCAGAGCCUUGGAAAGGAAAAGUCUGAGGAUGGAAAGCUCCAGAGAGGCCAAACAAAUGAUCGAGCUCCUUGUGAACGCAAGCCUUCUGUGAUAGUCACUCGGAGGCGAUCUAAUCGUAAUACUAACAUGGAAACCUCAAAUCAGCAUGAAGAUGCUGUUCCAAAGGAUGAAGCAGAGGGCUUUGCCCGGAAACCAAAGCAGCGUCCCAGACCUGAGCCACUCUUCAUACCACCAAAAGCCGGGACCUUUAUUGCACCACCUGUUUAUUCUAACAUUACUCCGUAUCAGAGCCACUUAAGGUCACCUGUCCGUCUGGCAGAUCAUCCUUCGGAUAGGAACUUUGAGCUACCUCCUUACACUCCUCCGCCAAUUCUUAGUCCAGUGAGAGAGGGAUCUGGGCUAUAUUUUAAUGCGAUCCUCUCUUCAAGUGGUCAUGCAGUUCCACCUCCAAUGACUCCUAAAAGUGCCCACAGGACUUUGCUUCGAUCAAAUAGUUCAGAAGUUACCCCUCCUGUUCUUACAGUGGUGGGGGAAGCCACCCCGGUCAGCAUUGAACCGCGAAUAAAUGUAGGAACUCGCUUUCAAGCAGAAAUCCCAUCGCUCCAAGACAGAUCUCUGGCAGCAGUUGAUGAACAUAAAGCAGAGCUGGUGUGGCAGCCAUGGGGCGACCUGGAAACCAACAAAGUCACCCAAGAGAAUGUGGAAAACCUGCUAGCUGCUGCCUGUUCAAGCAUUUUUCCUGGGGCUGGAACCAACCAGGAGCUGGCGUUGCAUUUCUUACAUGAAGCAAAGGGAAGCAUUCUGGGAGCUUUGACGAAACUGCUAUUGAAGACGCCAGUACGAUCGUGUACCCACCCUUUGGCAGAUUAUCACUACACAGGAUCAGACAAGUGGAAAGUCGCUGAAAAAAAACUUUUCAACAAAGGCAUUGCAAUCUACAAGAAAGACUUUUUCUUGGUCCAAAAGCUUAUAAAAACCAAAACAGUGGCUCAGUGUGUGGAAUUCUACUACACAUACAAGAAACAGGUGAAAAUUGGUCGCAAUGGGACCUUAAUCUUUGGGGACAUUGAUGUUCCUAAUGAGAAAUCUAUGAAAGAUGAAGCUGAAGUUGACAUCAAGAGUUCCCAUAGGUUUGCACGUGUUCUUCCUCCCAGAAGGGACAUUUACAGUGAAGAACAGGGGCACGAGGAGGAGGAGGAAGAGGAAGAAGAGGAGGAGGAGGCAGAGGAAGGGUCGGAUAACAGAAAGAGCACAGGUCCUUUCAAAGAUGAAGAGACACUACAAGAUGGUGCAAUAGCCAAUGAUGCCAAUAUGAGGAGCCAAGAGGCAACUGUCACGAGCAGAAUUGGAAGGAAACCAAGGGAGACAACAGUGAAGCCUCGAAAACCUAUUACUAAUCCAGUGCAGAGGAGGCGGCGGAAACAGAAGAUAAAAUCAGAUGCUACUAGUAAAACUCAGAACACAGAAAACACAUUUCCAUGUAAAAAAUGUGGCAGGGUGUUCUACAAGGUGAAGAGCCGCAGUGCUCACAUGAAAAGCCACGCGGAACAGGAAAAGAAGGCAGCUGCACUGAAGCAGCAGGAGAGAGAGGCGGCAGCAGCGGUGGCGGCGGCAGCGGCAGCAGCAGCCCACAGCCAGGCCCGGCAGGAUGAGAGCAGUGACAGUGGGAGCAGCAGCAGUGGAAGCAGCAGUGCAAGCUCGGAUGAAGAUGGAGAAAUAUAGCAGCAGACCGGACGUGGAGGGAGUAGCAAGGCUGGACCCAACCUCCCUCUUGGUGGUCUCGCUAUUUUUUGCUUGCACUUUUCUUGCCUGAACCAUCAGGUCCCAGUUUCAGUGCUGACAUUUCCUCAUGCCACAUGUUCCACUUCACCUUGCCAGUACUGACCAAGCCGGAGUGGUAGACGAAAAGAUUUGUUUCAACUUGGAUUUAUUUUUUUUUUUAAAAAAACAAAUAAGAUUUCUAUUCUAUUUAUGAUAUCUGAGGUACAUAAUAUAGAACAAUGUCACCUGCAGUGGAAGUAAGUUCUCUCUCAGGUCAGUCAGACCUUUCUUUUUGUGCUUGUCAGGAAUCAUGAUAACAGGACUCCUGGAUAUAAAGGUUUCCGGACUGGAGCAAGAAAAUGAUGCUCUGCUCUGAGCUAAGUGUAUCCAGUUACUGUGACACUGGUGAUUUCUAGAUGUUUCCUUUCUCAGCAAGUUCUCCUUCCUGUUACGCUUUCCUGCCUUUCUGAGCAUUUAUUCAGGCAGCCAGCAAGUUUUGUGGAAAGGUGGUGUGCACUUCUCGCCUCUGCUUCACAAAAAUGAAAACUGGGAUGAGCAAGACACUUCUUCCUUUUGAGAGGAAGUAUUAUUUUUCAAAAGGAAGCCUGAGGUUGUUUCUUUUAUGCCAUUAAGAAUGCAACAACAGAUAUAAAACUAUCCUGUGGGAUUAGAGUAGCCACAGGCCUUGCAGGUUGUCUCAUCUUGGAAAACAAAAUAGUAUGUCUUUGAUUAACUUAAUGGAAAGUAGUCAGGGCUUCACAAGUGCAAUUUGAAAUGAAAACUGCUGGGUUUGACUUUGCAUAAACGGGAGCAAGUUUGUUUAGUGAAAAUGAACCAAGACCUUCUCGUGGGCUGGAUUGUGUGCACCUCGGAGAUGGGAGGAACGGACUCUCAUCUCCAGCAGCGAUCCCUCUGUGAAUGGCUUUUACCUCUCAACACAUCCAUUUCUUUCUUGUGGCAGCCCUCAUUUAUUCCUUGACAUUGCCGUCGUCAAGAGCUUGUAUGGUGGGGCCCUAGUUUCCCAAAUACUUCCUGUCAGACAGUCUGUAGGUGCAGGAGGAGCUUGUCACUUGUUUCCACGCUGCUGGCUGGACAGCCCUGCCUGCUGCCUUGUCCCGCUGUGAGCCUUGCUCUGUGCUGCCAGGCUGACUCUUCCUUCAGAACUGACACCUGCUAAUAGCCCAAAAAGCCUAGCCACCAAAAGCCUGCAGGUGAAAGAGAGUUAAGAAGUAAAGCGGCCCAGGUGACAUAGAUGUUAGAUUUGUGCGGGAUUGUUCUGUACAUCCUUAUAGCCUGCACUUGACCAUUAUUUUGUAAAGAUGGAAAGAAUGGGAUCGCUUCCUUGUGCUUUAGGGCUGGUUGGUCCCAGCCCCGUACCCCGGCUGCCCAGCGCCCUCCCUCCAGCCAGUGCUUGGGGCUGCGCUGAUCCCCAGCUCCUGGGUGCCAGCAGUGUGCGGGAUCGCCUGUGCCCUGCUCCAGCGGUGCCAUACCAAACCGCAUUCCCAGGCCGGGAUCCUAGCGGGGUUGCUUGUACGUGAACUACAGAAUGUUCCUGACUGGCUGAUUUUAUUUUUUUUUUUAUUUUUUUUUUUUUAAUCUUGACCCUUCAAGCUGCUAGGUAAGUUCCAGGUUAACUAUGGAAAGUGGCUCUAACUCCAGCGUGCCAUCUGGCAAUCUUUUCCCACCCUGUGGUUUUAUGGAACCAUGAUUACUUCACUUUCUGAGUCUGGGAGGCCGUCUGUUCUACCAGGUUGGCUUUGACGUAUAUUUGACUUUGGAUAGAAUCCUUUUUCUUAACAGCAGAAACAGUUACUACUCUUACAAAAUAAGUAGGAGUAUCAUUAAGGACUGCACUUUUUUCAAUGUUGACACUUUUGCCUUUAAGUGUUCAGUUUUCUGCCAAGGUUGUAUUUUUCAUUCCUAAUGAAAUUAGGAUUCCUUUCAGCGUUUGGAUGACUGUUCCACGUCCCUACAUGCGCGGGUCUUGUUGACUAACUAGGCUGUGGAAGCAGAUGGUGUGUCACGAACUGUUAAAAUCAUUCAAAAACUGCGAAGAACUAAAAGCUAUUCAUCUUUUUAAAAGAAGCUUAAGUAACCCAGUCUUCCUAUUGAGGGUUUCAGUGUUGAUUGUUAUCUUUUUCCUUUUGUAAAUUGGAGAAAAUGCUUUUCUACCAUUAUCCUAGGGCCCUCGAGAGAGCCGAAGCUUUAGCACACUGUGCCAGGACAGACAGUAGGUGAAGCAGCUGGGACCUCCUGGUCCACCUGUAGUACUGGGAUUAAUUCCAGUAAAAAGCAAUGAUGCAAUUAAGCUUAAAGUUCUGAAAUGUGUUUCUGGGAAGUUGCCAGUAGUUUCCAGAUCUUGAGAACUGCAGGGCAACAGUUCAGGAACAAGCAGGGCUUGUGAGUAUGUCUGAAAAGGAUUUAAAG
This is a messenger RNA of Chroicocephalus ridibundus (black-headed gull), 6440 nucleotides long. It is a transcript of the gene MIDEAS, whose product is annotated as mitotic deacetylase associated SANT domain protein. Lineage: Eukaryota; Metazoa; Chordata; Aves; Charadriiformes; Laridae. The transcript has 15 exons. Gene Ontology annotation, cellular component: transcription regulator complex; histone deacetylase complex. The record is from RefSeq and is a predicted model, not a curated record. Gene Ontology annotation, molecular function: transcription corepressor activity. Gene Ontology annotation, biological process: regulation of transcription by RNA polymerase II; negative regulation of DNA-templated transcription. The coding region runs from base 618 to 3974 and encodes 1118 amino acids.